GUUGCCAUGUGCUCUCGCGAGACUUGGCGGACGGUAAGAAAGCAAGCUUGCUAGAUUUGAGUUUGUUUUCGCCAAGACAUGACUUCGUCUUUUUGCCGAAAAAGAUACAUUCUCGUCGCUCGGCCGCAUUUGAAACAGACACGAGAUAGGAAGUUGGUGUGAUUGUGCAGUUUUUGUUGUCGUUUUUCGUGUGUCUGGAGGAUAGACUGUUUUCCUACACGUCAAGUCGACUGCAUGAAUCCGUUGUCAUAUCGGCUAGUAGGUCCACUUUGUCCCUAACCAGCGUCAUAUAAAUGACCGGCAUGGCGGUCUUUUACACCAGGGCGGUAAUCCCGUCCUCCUCGGCCCGAUUUUGGAUCGAACACGCUGCGAUUCAGAAACCACAUUGGGACUUUUAAAUGUCUCCUGGAGAAGUCCUCAGCACGGUGUAUGUCCACUGCCAUGGAUAAACUGACCGUCAUAUCAGGAUGUCUUUUCCUCGCUGCACAAGUCUUCGCCAUCGCCAGCAUCGCGAACCCAGACUGGAUCAGCACCGGAGAGUCCGCCGGCUCCCUGACUGUAGGUCUGGUCCGACAGUGCCAGACCAUUCAUGGCCGAGAUCGGACCUGCAUCCCCCCUCACAUGCCCCCAGAGUGGGUCACUACUCUCUUCUUCAUCAUCCUGGGUGUCCUCUCGCUGACGGUCACCUGCUGUCUGCUGGUCAUGUCCCACUGGCGCCGCGAUGUGAUCCGAUACGCCCGCUGGAUCGCUUUUACCGGAUACGUGAAAGGAAGGACGUGUCCCUGCUUUGUUUGCAUUUGUUACACCGAUUAUGACAACAUACAAAGUGAGGCAAAAGACAAGUCUGCUGUUGCAAUGUGGAAUUAAGAUGCACAAGAGCAAAGUACACUACAUGUUUCUUCUCAACACGUGUACGUGGUUUGUUGGUCCACAAAGAAAAUCCUAAUAAUACAGGCAGGCAUAUAUAUUAGGAGUGUAAAAAAAAAUCGAUUUUCAAAUUAAUUGUGAUUCUUAAUCAAUUUUAAAAAAAUAAUCAAUUUUAAAUUAUAUAUAUAUUUUUUUCUCAAUCUGUCCUGACCAACCACUCAGUAAACAUCAUUUUGUUGAUGUAGACUUAUUUGCUGUAAGAUUUACUUUAGAAAAGAGAAUUUUGAUACUUCUCUAUAUGCCUUAUUUGUAUUUGACUUUAUUAAACGUUUUGUAAGCAUGUUUUUUUUUUUUAACAACCAGUUUUCUUUUAAGUCAGAUUGAUCAGAGCUUUUAUCUAUUUUAUGGAGGAAUUUAGUAAUCAAAGACCUGGCAUCUAUCCAUCCAUCCAUUUUCUACCGCUUAUUCCCUUUUGGGGUCGCGGGGGGGCGCUGGCGCCUAUCUCAGCUACAAUCGGGCGGAAGGCGGGGUACACCCUGGACAAGUCGCUACCUCAUCGCAGGGCCAAUACAGAUAGACAGACAACAUUCACACUCACAUUCAAACACUGGGGCCAAUUUAGUGUUGCCAAUCAACCUAUCCCCAGGUGCAUGUCUUUGGAAGUGGGAGGAAGCCGGAGUACCCGGAGGGAACCCACGCAUUCACGGGGAGAACAUGCAAACUCCACACAGAAAGAUCCCGAGCCUGGAUUUGAACCCAGGACUGCAGGAACUUCGUAUUGUGAGGCAGACGCACUAACCCCUCUUCCACCGUGAAGCCAACCUGGCAUCUAGUGUUAUUAAAAAGUAUUGAUUUUGACUCCAGAUCAAUUCUGAAAGGAAUCAUUUCCCCCAAGAACCAAAUCGAAUCGUGUGGUGCAAAGAUUCAUAGCCCUUUUAUAUAUACAUUAUACAAUUUUGCAAAAAGGCUAAAAACUAAUACUGCUAUGUAUGAUGUCUUUUGACAUGUUUCAAGGAAAAGUUUAUUGAUAUCAAUAUUUAAUUUCUUCUUUACAAUGCUUUUAUGACCGAAAGGACAAAAUCACGGGUACAAGCGGCCUAUAUGAGUUUCCUCUGCCGGGUGGCGGGCUCUCCCUUAGAGAUAGGGUGAGAGGCUCUGCCAUCCGGGGGGAGCUCAAAGUAAAGUUGCUACUCCUUCACAUCGAGAGGAGCCAGAUGAGGUGGUUCGGGCAUCUGGUCAGGAUGCCACCCGAACGCCACGGGCACAUCCGACCGGUAGCAGGCCACUGGGAAGACCCAAGACACGUUGGGUAGACUAUGUCUCCCGGCUGGCCUGGGAACACCUCGGGAUCCCCCGGGAAGAGCUGGACGAAGUGGCUGGGGAAAGGGAAGUCUGGGCUUCACUGCUUAGGCUGCUGCCCCCGCGACCAGACCUCUGAUAAGCGGAAGAAGAUAAAUGGACAAUGCUUUUAGCUACAUUAUUUUUGUUUAAUUUGAUUUCUAUGUGCCGCAGGCCAAUAUAAACAGCACCCCCAGUGUAAGCCAACUGUCACUACACACAAAUUGCCACAACAUCAAAAGGGACAAGUGGUAGUAAAUGGUUGGAUGAAUGUACCCCCAACUGCUUCCUGUACAGCUGUUAUUUUUUACUGACAAACACACCACAAAAUGGCACGGUUAAUGGCGCCACCGACACCUUUGUUCUAUUCUUUCAGCAUUAAUUUACAACAAAGCUUAUCUCAAGAGCUACAUCUAAAGUUAUUCAUAUAUAACAGUGUUUACAUAAAAUAUAGUUAAGGUUAUGAUCAAUGAAGUUAUGGCUGGAAAAUCUUUAAAAUGUCCACCAAAUUAAAAGGUUAGUACAAGAAUGACAAAACUCAUUCACAGUUUAUUAUGAGAGCCAAAGAUGCUAAAACCAUGUUACUUGCUUAAUUAUCUGAACAAAACAUCCACAAUGUAGCUUUGCGUUAUAAGUGAUAAAGCAAGUGUGUGUAAUUUCAAACAUAUUACUGAUAAUUGCAGUAAUAUGAAAGCAUUCAGAGGGCAAUAAAAAUUAGCUGCGGAAUGAAACCAUACAUUUUGGUGCACAUCUGGACAAAUACUAUUAUGUGCUAGAUUUAUUUAUUGAAAAAUGUGCAUUCAUAAAAUAAUGCAUUAAAUCACUUGGCUAUAACUGCAGAAUAUGAUUAGUAUGGGAAAAUGUUCCAUGAAUUAUGGCAAAGUCAACAGAUCUUUACAGUGUUUAUUCACCUUGAUAUAUUCAACAUUUUUAACUAUAAACAAUAAAAUCGAUGUUGCAGACA
Nerophis ophidion (straightnose pipefish) is the source of this 3169-nucleotide messenger RNA. RefSeq lists its product as uncharacterized. Gene Ontology annotation, cellular component: ciliary membrane; Golgi apparatus. The coding region runs from base 430 to 867 and encodes 145 amino acids. Gene Ontology annotation, biological process: negative regulation of smoothened signaling pathway. NCBI's taxonomy places the organism in Eukaryota, Metazoa, Chordata, Actinopteri, Syngnathiformes, Syngnathidae. The transcript has 3 exons. The record is from RefSeq and is a predicted model, not a curated record.